AUGACAAUAAGUAUGGAACAACAAAGUGGUUCUACUACUGCUGCAAUGACUACGACGUCUUCAAGUCGCACAACACCUAGAUCGGCAAUGGCACCGGCAGAAAAGCUCGAAAAAUUUUCCGGCAUGAACUUCAAAUGCUGGCAGCAGAAAAUGUUCUUCUACCUGACCACUCUUAGUCAACAACGCUUUAUUAGUGAGGACGUUCCAGUCUUGGGAGAAGAGACUCCGGAUAAUGAGCGAUUUGUGAUCACGGAGGCAUGGAAGCAUUUUGACUUCUUGUGCAAAAAUUAUAUAUUGAGUUGUUUGGAAGAUGGCUUGUACAACGUUUACAGUAUCAUGGAGACUUCGAAAGAGUUGUGGAACUCUCUUGAAAAGAAGUAUAAAAUGGAAGAUGCUGGACUAAAGAAAUUUGUUGCCUCAAAAUUCUUGGACUUGAAAAUGGUGGACAAUAAGUCUGUCAUAACUCAAUUUCAAGAAUUACAAGUCAUCGUUCAUGACCUCAUUGCCGAAGGUAUGGUCAUAAAUGAAGCGUUUCAAGUUGCGGCAUUUAUUGAAAAGUUGCCACCAAUGUGGAAGGACUUUAAGAAUUACUUGAAACAUAAGCGCAAGGAGAUGACGCCUGAAGACCUUAUUGUUCGCCUAAGGAUUGAAGAGGACAACAAUGCUGCAGAAAAGAAGUGUCGUGGAAAUUCAACAAUAAUGAGCGCAAAUAUUGUUGAGGAAGCUUCGACAAGCAAAAAGAGAAAGAAGCCGUCUGGACCAAAGAAUUACCCAAGCAAAAAGAAGUUCAAAGGUAAUUGCCACAACUGUGAAAAUGUUGGACACAAGGCUGUUGAAUGUUGUGCACCAAAGACGGACAAAAAGAAAAGGCAAGCAAAUUUGUUUAAGAAGAAUGAUGAAAUAGACGAUUUAUGUGCCAUGCUUUCAGAAUGCAACCUAAUCGGAAAUCCUAGAGAAUCGUAG
Molecule: messenger RNA, 963 nt
Organism: Nicotiana tabacum (common tobacco)
Lineage: Eukaryota; Viridiplantae; Streptophyta; Magnoliopsida; Solanales; Solanaceae
Source: RefSeq, a predicted model, not a curated record